Messenger RNA from Tribolium madens (black flour beetle), 3650 nucleotides. Its product is annotated as elastin-like. The transcript is spliced from 4 exons. NCBI's taxonomy places the organism in Eukaryota, Metazoa, Arthropoda, Insecta, Coleoptera, Tenebrionidae. The record is from RefSeq and is a predicted model, not a curated record. The annotation marks the transcript as partial.
CAUGAGGGUGGACUUGGAGGCGGCAUCGGGGGUGGAUUUGGCGGUGGAAUCGGUGGUGGCAUCGGCGGCGGUUUUGGAGGUGGAGCUGGAGGUGGCGGUGGCGGCGGCGGUGCUACUGUCACUACCAUCACCCAAGCUGUAGGAGUACCAGUGCCCCAACCCUACCCAGUCACUGUCACUCGCCGUGUCCCAGUCCCAGUACCACAGCCUGUGGAGGUUCCAGUGCCACGCCCCGUGCAAGUACCAGUGCCAGUCCCUCGUCCCGUUGUCGUUCCCAGACCAGUCCCUGUUACUGUAACUCGUCCAGUACCAGUACCAGUGCAAGUCCCUGUCCAAGUACCAGUACCACAGCCCGUUGGAGUGCCAGUACCCCAACCCUAUCCAGUCACUGUACCACAACCCGUCCCUGUUAGAGUACCACAAACCAUCGUAGUACCAGUCGCUCAACCUGUCGUUGUUGGAGGAGGCGGCGGUGGAGCCGGCGGCGGAUUUGGUGGAGGAAUCGGUGGUGGAUUUGGAGGUGGAAUUGGAGGAGGAAUCGGCGGAGGAUAUGGCGGAGGCCAUAGUCUUGGAGGAGGAAUCGGCGGAGGAUAUGGCGGAGGCCAUAGUCUUGGAGGAGGAUUAGGCGGCGGCUAUGGAUCAGGUUACAGCGGAAUUGGAAUCGGAUCGGGCGGAAUUGGUGGCGCUGGACUUGGAAUUGGUACUAUUGGUAGUGCCGGAUUGGGAAUUAGUUCUGGAAUCAAACACGGCGCUACUGUUUCCACCAUCAGUCAAGCAGUUCCAGUACCGGUACCACAACCCUAUCCAGUCACUGUCACGCGCCCUGUACCAGUACCAGUAGCACAACCCGUCGCUGUUCCAGUACCACGUCCAGUGCAAGUACCAGUGCCAGUACCACGUCCCGUUGUUGUUCCUAGACCAGUACCAUUCACUGUUUCUCGCCCUGUACCAGUACCAAUCAGCGUACCAAUUCAAGUACCUGUGGCCCAACCUGUUGGAGUUCCAGUUCCCCAACCAUACCCCGUCACUGUGCCCCAACCCGUUCCAGUCAGAGUGCCACAAACCGUUGUUAUUCCAGUGGCUCAACCUGUACUUGCUGGAGGCAGCGGAUUCUUUGGAGGUGCUGGAUUGGGCGGAAUUGGAGGAUUUGGAGGCAUUGGAAGUUCGAUCGGGAUUUCAUCCGGAAGUUAUGGGGGAUAUGGUUAUGGAACCAGCAUUUAUGAUCAUCAUCACCUUAAAUAUGAAGUCACCAUUUCUUUCUUGCUUCUUGACCAUACACAUACGCAUAUCAUGAAGCACAUCAUUGUAGCGUCAUUGAUAUUAGCAGUCGCUUGCACCGUCCAAGGAGGCGAGGCUGAUAAACGCAAAAAUGGAAAACGAGGUAUCAUUAGCUCAUUUGGUAGUGGGGGCUCUGAAAAAAGUCAACAAUCUGGAGGAAGCUAUGGAGGUAUUUCACUUGGAGGUCAGCAAUCUGGAAGCAUUUCAUUUGGAGGAACUCAGCAAUUGAGUGGAGGUAGUGCUCUUUCCUUCAGUGGAGGUCAUCAGUUAGGUGGAAGCAGUAUUUCAUUUGGAAGUGGACAAUCCUUUGGAGGAAAUCAACAAUCUGAAGGACAUUUUUCGCUUGGUAGUCUUGGAGGAGGUCAAUCUAGUGGCAGUUAUGGAAGUAGCUUGUCUCUAGGAGAAGGUCAACAAUCUGGGGGCAGUCUUGGAGGAGAUCACUUGCAAGGAAUCUCUUUGGGAGGACAGCAAUUUGGAGGUUACAGCCUAGGUGGGAGUCAAUCCGGAGGAAAUUAUGGAAGUGGCUCGUCUCAAGGAGGAGGUCAACAAUUAGGCUACGGUCUUGGAGGAAGUCAAUCAAUUUCUUUGGGAGGACAACAAUCCGGAAGCUACAGCCUUGGCGGAGGUCAAUCUGGUGGAAAUUAUGGAAGCAGCUUGUCUCUUGGAGGAGGUCAAUCAAAUGGAAUAUCUUUGGGAGGACAGCAAUCCGGAGGACACAGCCUAGGUGGAAGUCAAUCUGGUGGAAGUUAUGGAAGUAGCUCGUCUCAAGGAGGAGGUCUCCACUUAGUUCACGGUCUUGGAGGGAGUCAAUCAAAUGAAAUUUCUUUGGGAGGACAACAAUCUGGAGGCUAUAGCCUAGGUGGAAGUCAAUCUGGUGGAAGUUAUGGAAGUGGUUUGUCUCUAGGAGGAGGUCAAUCAAAUGGAAUUUCUUUGGGAGGACAGCAAUCCGGAGGUUACAGCCUAGGUGGAAGUCAAUCUGGUGGAAGUUAUGGAAGUAGCUCGUCUCAAGGAGGAGGUCUGCACUUAGGUUACGGUCUUGGAGGAAGUCAAUCAAACGAAAUUUCUUUUGGAGGACARCAAUCCGGAGGCUAUAGCCUAGGUGGAAGUCAAUCUGGUGGAAGUUAUGGAAGUGGUUUGUCUCUAGGAGGAGGUCAAUCAAAUGGAAUUUCUUUGGGAGGACAGCAAUCCGGAGGGUACAGUCUAAGUGGAAGUCAAUCUGGUGGAAGUUAUGGAAGUAGCUCGUCUCAAGGAGGAGGUCUGCACUUAGGUUACGGUCUUGGAGGAAGCCAAUCAAACGAGAUUUCUUUGGGUGGACAACAAUCCGGAGGCUAUGGUGGAAGUUAUGGAAGUGGUUUGUCUCUAGGAGGAGGUCAACAGUCUGGUUACAGUCUUGGAGGAAGUCAGUCAAGUGGAAUUUCCUUGGGAGGACAACAGGCUGGAAGCUACAGUCUAGGCGGAGGUGGUAGCUCUGGAAGCAGCUUGUUUCUAGGAGGAGGUCAAUCAUUUGGAAGUGGAGGGUCAGGACUUGCAGGUGGUACCGGAGGGAGUAUUGGGAGAGGCGCUACUGUUAGCACUGUAAGCCAAAGAGUACCAGUACCCGUACCACAGCCGUAUCCAGUUACAGUAACGCGUCCCGUACCAGUCCCCGUGCCACAACCUGUCGAAGUACCAGUACCACGCCCAGUCAAAGUUCCCGUACCGGUACCAAAACCUGUCAUUGUGCCAAGACCUGUACCAGUAACAGUAACCCGCCGUGUACCAGUACCAGUUCAAGUACCAGUUAAAGUACCAGUGCCACAACCCGUAGGUGUACCUGUUCCUCAACCUUACCCAGUUACUGUGCCACAACCUGUACCUGUUCGUGUACCACAAACUAUCGUAGUCCCAGUGCCACAACCCAUUUCAGUCGGAGGUGGUAGCGGUGGUUUCAGUUUUGGAUCUGGAUCCUCAAGUUUUGGAAGCGGAGGUUCUGGUUCCGGUUCAAUUGGAGGUGGAUCUAGUUUUGGACAAAGUUCCGGAAGUUUUGGAAGUGGUUCCGGCCAUGCUUCACUCACGCUACAACCCAUUUCAAGUGGGCAAUCUGGAUUAUCCAUCGGAAGUUCUGGAGGAUUAAAUUCAGGAAGUCAGGGAUUUUCAGGUGGUUAUGGAGAAAAAAACAUUGACCUAACUGGAUAUGGGGGUUCGUCAUCUAUAAGUUAUGGCAACAGUCAAGCAAUUUCCUCUGGGGGAGAUUACAAAUACUAGAAUGAAAUUGUUUCUUUCAUUUUUCAUCAUCACCCCACAUACACAUGAGCUGUGAUAACUCAUUUAAUUUUUGUUACCGUUGUAUUUUUUUACCCCUUUAAGCAAAUAAAAUUUUUUUAUAAAAAAAA